AUUCACACACCUCCCAUCUCCCAUGUUUACGUCAAAUCCUUCCCAGCAGCGGAUGUUAUUGGGAAAGUGGGGCUACAAACGUGAACAUAUGAGCUAGAAAGCACUGAAAAGUUGUCAGGCCUGAUAUUUUCAUGAUCACGGUGGAUACAGAAGAAACGCCGCUUGAACGUCAGCACAGUGUGAGGAGAGCUCCCUUCUCUGGCCUCCUUCCAGCGAACCAACAUGUCCAGUGACCCCCCUCCUCCUUACCCAGGGGGCCCCAGUGCCCCGCUUCUCGUGGAGAAAAAUGGGCAACCUCCAGUUCCUGCAGCCAGUGCUCCAGUAAUGACAGGACCUCCACAAGGGCAGCCACUGCCUCCAGAAUAUGGACCUCCACCUUAUGAAGCUACACUACAACCAGGCUUUGUUCCUCCACACGUCCCAGGAGAAGGUCCCAUGCCUAAGCCUGUGCAUAUGCCAAUGCCCAUGCCUCAUCCUCACGGUGGUUACUAUGCUCCGCCUGGACACUUUCCUCAUCCGAUAGCCGAGCACUAUGGUCCGGGGCCAGGUCACUUUGCUCCAGGUCACACAGCCACAGUCCUUGCCCCUCCUGGUGCCGCCACCACCGUCACUGUUCUACAGGGGGAGAUGUUCCAGGCGGCUCCAGUGCAGACGGUUUGUCCACACUGCCAACAACCCAUCAUCACCCGCAUCAGCCACGACAUCGGCCUCAUGAAUACUCUUAUCUGUAUGUUCUGCUUCUUUGUCGGUUGUGAUCUAGGUUGCUGCUUGAUCCCCUGUUUGAUUGACGACCUCAAGGAUGUGACGCACACUUGCCCGAACUGCAAGGGCUAUAUUUACACAUACAAGCGCAUAUGCUAACAGUUUAUCCCAUCAACGAUCUUGCUGUGACCUCUUUCUGGUGGGUGUCGAUGACUCGCUUUUUCGUGUUCAUUUUGCCCCAACUGACAGUUCAUAUUUCCAGCCACUUCUCACUUCAUGUAACUAUUGAUUCUCACACAUUUUGACAUAGUUACUGAUGCCUGUAAAGUUAAGCGGAGGUGAUUAGCGGUCAUUGAAGGAUCGGUACAUUUUAUACGCACAAUGGUCAGGGUUACAUUGUGCCAUCCAAGUACUGUUUUAUUUUUAUUUUAGCAGUAGAGCAAAGUGUAUACAUUUAGAGAAUAUGUGAAAACAUUAACCUCGAAAAGCUCAUUUGUGAAUAUUACUGAGUAGCGAAACUAAAUGAAGUUCACUUCAGGGUCAGUAUUGUUGGAUCGUAGGAUUAUUAUUGUAUGCAUUAUUGUUUUAUUUUAACCUAUUAAAAUGAAAGUCUUUGAUGGCUGGGGCUUUUGAAGUCCUGGGGUAACACUGUUGCUUUUACAUGCGAAAAUGUUACUGUAUUUGGCAUUUUAUGCAAAUGUCAUGGGAUUUUGUUUUUCUUUCACUUUUGUUUUUGAUUUCUUAUAUUUGUCGACAAGGCUCAUUUCAAGUCGAUUUGAUAUAUGCG
Sinocyclocheilus grahami is the source of this 1489-nucleotide messenger RNA. It is a transcript of the gene cdip1, whose product is annotated as cell death-inducing p53 target 1. The transcript is spliced from 5 exons. Gene Ontology annotation, biological process: intrinsic apoptotic signaling pathway in response to DNA damage by p53 class mediator. Gene Ontology annotation, cellular component: cytoplasmic side of lysosomal membrane; nucleus; cytoplasmic side of late endosome membrane. Lineage: Eukaryota; Metazoa; Chordata; Actinopteri; Cypriniformes; Cyprinidae. The record is from RefSeq and is a predicted model, not a curated record. Bases 223 to 861 code for a protein of 212 amino acids. Gene Ontology annotation, molecular function: zinc ion binding.